AUGGUUUCCUUCACCAAGGCUUUCACUGCCGGCCUGAUGGCCUCCGCUGCCAUGGCCCUGCCUAUCAACAGCCCCGUGCAGAAGCGUAGCACCGCCAAGCGUGGUGCCGCUUACAACGAUAUCUCUACCGUCUUUCCUUUGGCUAGUUCUGGUACUGUCUCUUGGGCUUACAACUGGGCCGGGUCCCUGAAUGGUGAUCUUCCUUCUGGAGUUGAAUACGUUCCCAUGCUGUGGGGUGCCAAGUUCUUUACCGGAUGGGUCUCCGCCAUCGAGACUGCUCUCUCUAGCGGUUCUUCUUACAUCAUGGGCUUCAACGAGCCUGACAACACUGCGCAGGCUAACAUGAGCCCUGGCGAAGCUGCUGGCUACUACCAGCAGUACAUCACCCAGAACAAGGGUGACGCCAAGCUCAUCUCUCCCGCGGUGACCUCCUCCACUACUCCCGGUCAAGGCCUCGACUGGUUCGAGCAGUUCAUUGGACAGUGCUCUUCUUGCGAUAUCACUGGUCUUGCUGUUCACUGGUAUGGCCCAAGUGCCGAUGAGUUCAAAACAUUCAUCGAAAGUGCCAUCGAUACUGCUACGAGGCAUGGCCUUUCGGAGGUCUGGGUUACCGAGUUUGCUCUUGAUGCCGACAUAAACGGUGUCACCAACCAGGCCAAUGCUAUCAACUUCCUCAACGAGGCCAUUCCUUACCUCGAUUCUCAAGAUAUGGUUACCCAUUACUCGUACUUUAUGAGUGCUGAGAACUUCCUGCUUUCCAACGGCGCGCUCAACCCUGUUGGAGAGGCUUACGUUUCUACCUCGGAUUAA
Penicillium chermesinum is the source of this 810-nucleotide messenger RNA. Its product is annotated as glycoside hydrolase family 128 protein. NCBI's taxonomy places the organism in Eukaryota, Fungi, Ascomycota, Eurotiomycetes, Eurotiales, Aspergillaceae. The record is from RefSeq and is a predicted model, not a curated record. The transcript has a single exon. Gene Ontology annotation, biological process: fungal-type cell wall polysaccharide metabolic process. Bases 1 to 810 code for a protein of 269 amino acids. Gene Ontology annotation, cellular component: fungal-type cell wall.